UAAUGAGAUGAGAUGAGAUGAGAUGAGAUGAGAUCUUUAAAAAUAACUCCACGGGCUAAUACAGGCUUUAACUCUACAGAGGAAUAAAACGCACAAUCUGGCAACCCCUGGCUGAAGAAAGAGCCGCGGCUAAAACGCACGGAGCGGUUUGGGACCACAGCAGUGCCUUCUGUAGCUUUCAGCGGAUGUUUCGUCUGCCUUCUUCCUUCUUCACCUUUUAUCCCGUCUUCUUUCAUGGACACUUCUGAACAGACAUGAGUGCGGGCUGUGGCAACCCGCCGGACUGAUUCAACAAUUUAAAGGAAUCUUUACUUCGGUUCGGACCGACAGAAACACCGGAUGCUUUCUCGCUCUUCUUUUCUUUAAGAUCGCAUGUGACAGACAGACAGACAGACAGAAAGAAAGAAAGAAAGACAGGCAGACAGACAGGCAGUGUCCCUGGAUGAGAAAUGGCUCUCGCGCUCACCAUCCUCCCGGUUUUGUGCGUGCUCGCGGCGUGCGCGCGCGCCGACAGCAACAACGCAGGCGGCAAAGCGCGCAGCUGCUCGGACGCGCGGCGCUUCUACAGCGGCAAAGGCUUCACGCUGAACGGAGUCCCGCACGCAGAGAUAUCCGGUGAGCAUCUGCGAGUGUGUCCUCAAGGCUAUACCUGUUGCACAAGCACCAUGGAGGAGACGCUGUCCAACCUGAGCCGCAGAGAGUUUGAGGGCUUAGUAAGGGAGGCAGGACGCUCCAUUCAGGCUUCACUGAACGCCCAGUACAGGAGCUUCGACACAUACUUUCUGGAACUCCUGGACAGGUCUGAGAGCUGGCUGGAGGAAUCCUUUGUUAAGGCUCUGGGAUCUCUGUACGCACCCAAUGCUGGGGUUUUCCGUGACCUCUAUGCUGAUCUGCGCCGAUAUUACCGCGGCACGUCACUGAAUCUAGAGGAGGCACUGGAUGAUUUCUGGAUGCGCCUCCUGGAGCGCUUACUGAAGGCCUCCGACCCUUCACUGGUCUCUGAUGAUUUCCUUGAGUGCGCGUCCAAACAGACAGAGACCCUGCGUCCAUUCGGGGAUGCUCCACGGGAGCUCAGGGUCCGACUGGUGCGUGUGUUGGUCGCUGCUCGUGCCUUUGUGCAGGGUCUCAACGUGGCUGGAGAGGUUGUGAGGAAAGUUUCUCAGGUUCCGCUGAGCCCUGAGUGUAACCGUGCCAUCAUGAAGCUGGUGUACUGCCCACACUGCCGCGGCCUUGGCUCGGCCAAACCCUGUGCCAACUACUGUAAGAAUGUCAUGAAGGGCUGCUUGGCUAAUCAGGCUGACCUGGAUGCGGAGUGGCAGAAUCUCAUUGAUAUUAUGCUUCAGGUGGCUGCUAGCUUCGGCUCUGAACCUAGUAUGGACAUGGUGCUGCACUCCAUCCCUGUCCGCAUCUCUGAGGCUGUGCUGCACAUGCAGGAGAACAUGGAGCUCUACACCAUCAAGGUUUUCCAGGCAUGUGGAGGGCGUGGAGAGGAAGGCACCCAGAGCUCGGUAUCUGAUGAGCCCAAAAAGAAAGGAAAAAGUGUAACAGCACUGGAGUACAAAGCCAGCUCCUCAGCGGCUGUUAGACUGGAAGUGCAGGUCUCUGAUGUAUCUAGUAAACUGAAGGAGAUGCAGUUGUACUGGAUUCAGCUCCCCUCUGCUCUGUGUGACAGUAAAGCAGCUUCCGGUUCCUCCAGCGAUGAAGACUGCUGGAACGGCGUGGCCAAAGCACAGUACCUCCCUCAGCUCAUGGGAGAUGGUCUGGCCAAUCAGGUCAAUAAUCCUGAGGUGGACAUUGACAUCACCAAGCCUGACAUGACGAUACGGCAACAGAUCAUGCAGCUAAAGAUCAUUUCUAAUCGCCUGAAAAACGCCCUUGAUGGUAAUGACGUGGAUUUUCAGGACACGAGUGAUGACAUCAGUGGUUCAGGCAGUGGGAUGUGCAAUGAGCAGCUUUGUGCCCGAAGCAGGCCACCAGUCUUUGGGCCUAAACUGGACAGACCCAAAUUAGAUGCCUACAGCCCAGAGGGCAAACAAGUGAGAGGUGGUGGAAGUCCGAUUGUACCCUCUGCCUUCCUAAUCGUAGUGCUGAUCAUGAUCAGUCUGCUGUUCAGACGGUAAUACAAACGCAGUCCUGCCGCCAAACUGGACGUUAGUCGAGGAGUGAAGAAAAACUGACAAGUUAGUGAGCUGACGAGAUUGCCAAAUGAAAAAAAUCAUGUGGCUGUUUGGACCUUUUAUCUCUGAGAGACUGAGGGAAUGACGUCUUUUUUGUAAUGUGUGUAAGUUUUACAGCUGAUUUUGUCUUUCUCUGUACCUUUUGAAUGUCAGAAACGUAACAACUUGGAGAUUUUUUUUUUAUAAUGGUGCACAUGACUCAGAAACCUCUUAAGGAAGCUGUCCAAGCAGUAGAGUCAGUGUUUCAUUUCAUUUUACAAUGCUAAUUUAUAAACAACUUCCUUUUUUCAGCACUUCACAAAUAAAAUUUAAAAAAGUUAAAAAAAAAAAUCUACAUGUUUGGAUGCAUGGACAUGCAUUUAAGGGAAGAUCAAACACCUGUCCAAGAAUAAUAAAUGAUUAGGUAAAAUAAAAUGAACUAAAUUCAGUUGUCCUGCUUCAUCCGGUCAGACUGUCAUCGGAUCUUCCUGUAUUGUCAUUCGACUUUAAGCUCCUGUUGCUGGUUGACGUGAAUUAAAAACAAUAAAUAUCUGUCAACGUG
Molecule: messenger RNA, 2718 nt
Organism: Neoarius graeffei (lesser salmon catfish)
Lineage: Eukaryota; Metazoa; Chordata; Actinopteri; Siluriformes; Ariidae
Gene: gpc1a
Product: glypican 1a
Exons: 9
Coding region: 450-2120 (556 amino acids)
Biological process (GO): negative regulation of fibroblast growth factor receptor signaling pathway; cell migration; regulation of protein localization to membrane
Cellular component (GO): cell surface; plasma membrane; extracellular region
Molecular function (GO): fibroblast growth factor binding
Source: RefSeq, a predicted model, not a curated record